CCGUCUAUUACAACCACUUACCACGUCUGAACGAUAUGUACGAUGCUCAGUUCUCUGUCAGGGCUUCUCUGUUUUGGCGAUGGACUCGAUCUCGCUCGGUUCAUGGCUUACGGCAAAAUUGGACCGACGGGAAUCAUGAUCAUGCUCUCGCUUCUUCUCUCAUUCGGGCCACCCUCGAACACUACUGCUGCAUGGUGAGCAACCCGAGUUGAGUUCGAACCAUGAUUAACGAACGAUUCUUCUCGGCAGAUAUGGCUGAACUGGGGCUAAUUAGAUCCAGCUUUUGUACUUGCGGGCAUGUAAAUUUGCUUGAGCUUGGGCUCGGGCUUCGAAUCUCAUAUUCUCUCCUUGUGAUCACUGUUGCGCAUGAGCAGAAAGUGUGUGCGCAUCAUCCUCUUCCUCCGAGUGCAAUCUCGGAGCUGUGAAGCGAGCAGCUUUAAAGCUUCGGUACUCACCGGAAAGGUUCAGCAUCUAUGGCACCGGCAGAGCGUCGGUCUCUUGCUCCGAGUGCUUCUCGAAGCAGUCGCUCGAAGCCUUCGGUCUUCAAUCCGACACCAUCCUCUGCCUCUGCCUCUACCUCGGAAGCCAAUCCUUGCCACAAUCCCUUGCGUCUGUCCGAACGGACAGCAGCACUCCAAACUCUGACUCGAGGCUCGAGAAUCCUCUUCAGCUGUCGAGGCUCGACGAGUGGCCAAAAGUCCGACAUCCGCGACCUGAAGAGUCUCGGUGUUCACCACCACGACCGCACAGUGCUCGAUUCCACCUGCACCUGCACCUGCUCUGGAUGCCGGUGCUGUUUCUCGACGCUCGCCUCCUGAGCUCCUGUCCGAACUCGCACAAGAAUACAAAGGACGAGACGCCAAAUCGCCACAGUCCACAUCGAGCCAGCUUCCCAUCUCUGCGUCCAUCUCUGCGCUCCCCUGGGAAUCGCUCGAAGUUCGCAAUCCUGGCAGGGAACCUCUUUAUAUACCUGCCUUGCCCUCGGGGGCACAUGAGGCCCGGAUUCUAAUAUUCCAGAGGUUGUGGAAGUCCGCCAUAUCGGGAGAGGCCCCCAAAAGGACAAGUCAGAGAUGAAGCUCGGGGGCGGGGCCCGAUGAUGGUCCGAGAGGUACAGUACAAACGGGAAAUCAGGCCGCUCGAGAAUUCGGGGGAAGGCCCUCGUCCCUCCUCUCGUGGCUUCGACACGAAGCAAAAGCGAUCUUCUGGCAAGACUCUGUCUCGCGACACGAAGCAAAAGGGGAUCUCUAGAUCUGCGCUUUUGGCGAUCGCGCGUUCGGUCGAGUGCGAAGCGAGGGUUGUGGCUUUGAGGGUUCGCUCGCGAGGGUGGGGUUCCGCCAUUGUCGCUUCUGCCACGCGACGGACCUGGAUCGGUUCAUCGAUCGCAUUGAAGCCGUGCAUGCUGGUCAGGCCAGGUGGAUGGACCUCCUCUCGAAAAUCAGUCACGCUGUCAAGGAGUCGGAACUGAGGCCCGCCGAUCACAUCUACUGCUACCGCUCGGGCUCCAUCUCGAGUUAUGCCCAUCAUGGUAUCUAUAUCGGCGACGGCAAGGUGAUCCACUUUUUGGACAACAGUGAGGCUGCAGGAGGUAAUGGAGAAGGCCCGGGUUCAAUCUUCCGAGGUUUCUCAUCUUCGUCGGCUAGUACUAGCAAAUCUCGGUGUGAAGAAUGCGGAACGAAUAAGAAAGGAGGUGUGCAGAUGACUUGUCUGAAUUGUUUCCUCAAAGGGGAUAGCCUACGUCUCUUCUUCUAUGGGGUUUCGAAAGCUGAAUUGGCUUUGAGCCUCAGAGGAGGCUGUAGUGGAAUGAAAGCUGAAGAACCUGAACAAGUACUCCACCGAGCAAAUUACCUGCUGAGAACCGAUGGGUUCGGAACGUAUAACUUGCAAACUCAUAAUUGUGAGGACUUCGCAAUAUAUUGCAAGACUGGCAUCAUCGACCUCAAGAAUGGGACGAGCAAGCAGGUGGAGUUGGUGCGACAAGUCGGUAAGUUCGGCGCACAAUUUCUAGGGAAGAAAUCCUCUAACCUGAUUGGCGUAUUCCAAAAGCUGAAAACUCAUUUAGUUGACGAGAGAUGGGAAAGAGAUAGCGUUGGAUGUCAUAUCGCAGUGGAGGAACUGGUCAAGAUGUACACUCGAGGCAUAAGGUAACCAUGGCGUGCGGCGAAGUUUUUACCCUGGACAGGACAGGACAGGUCGAGCCUUGCGUGACCACUAUCAUGGCUAGUGAUCAAUAACAGUAGACUAUUGUCUCGUGCAAGUGCCUAGUACUCUUUGAAAACAAGAUGGUGGUUGUGGUUGUGGAUGCGGAUUAUGCUGGUGCGUCCAAAUCCACAGGCCGCAAACGUAGAACCACUGAUUCCACAACUGUCAGAAAGCCGUAGUGUUCACCACCAGCAUCUUCUUACCCACAGAUGAUAACGGUUCUGUCAGUACUGCAGGAAUAAUGAAUGGGCAAACCACAUUCCUCCUCUGAUACUCAACGAUAGGAGCUGUCGGAAUACUUUUGAUUCUUCAUAUCCAGCAUAAAAGCUUGCAUUUUUCACCGAAUGGUGUCCAUUUUUUUCACACCAGACAUGUGUGAUGUACACUUCGACGCAGUGGAUAGGCUUCACUGCGGGACUAAACGACAGGAUACUCCAAGAGAGCCGAUCGUUUUCCACUUUUGUAAUACCAUGAACUCGUGAACCAUAAAAGUCUACUUUACGGGAAGAUUCUGACUGAGAUAUGUGGUGAAUGUGAGCCUAGCUAGGGCGAGCGAAGCAGACUC
Marchantia polymorpha subsp. ruderalis is the source of this 2764-nucleotide messenger RNA. The record is from the annotation of a GenBank genome assembly. Lineage: Eukaryota; Viridiplantae; Streptophyta; Marchantiopsida; Marchantiales; Marchantiaceae.